UUCAACUUUCCAAGGCAGCAUCCAACGUCUUGCUACAUAUUCUUUCUUGUGGAAAAGGUCCAUCUCUGCACCAAGUUCACUUUCACAAGUCAACCAUCUCGGCUCAAGUCGUCUCGUUUCGUGUGAUCUCGUGUCACCUGGAUAUAUUUACAGCGACAAGAAUAUUUUCGUGAUCUUUGAGCAUCCGAAUCGGUGGUGUUGCCCAUUUUGUCGAACUACUAAUUGUUUACCUUCUUUUUAUUGUUAUUGUUGAUCUUUUUGUUGUCUUCGCCUUGAUUUCAGACUACUUUAGAGCUGUAGUUCCCACUUUCAAACAAUGAACUCAUUCCCAGAGCAUAUUCGAAUGGACCACCCAGCCAGACCCUUAGACUCGGCCUUCCCUCCGUUCAAAGCUGAACACAGAUACAAAGGUGUCUACGAGCGAGCAGGCUUCGACGUGUAUAAACCUCCCAAGUCUGCCAACGAUACUGGUUCCGUACACUCGGGCCGAUCACGUAGAAAGAACAGCGAUAGAACGACUACUCCUCCUAAGUCGUCUUCCACGUCUCCUACAUCUGCGAAAUCAUCUCCAAUGAUCUCGUCUUACUCAAAAAACGCAUCAACUUCAUCAAUGGCUACUCCAGCAUCCACAGCUGGGGAUUUGACAUUCAAGAAUCCCUACAGAGUACCCACCAGUGCCAAAAGCACGACUUUCGUUGAUAAAAACGCUCCGUACCCAGUGUCCCCACCCACCAGACCGUACUCAGAAUCACAUAACUUGGAGCAUUCUAAUAACUACACCUAUUUGAGCAAAACGGAGCAUCAUGACUCUACCUCAAGCAUAGCUCAGGAAAUGGCAAAUUCCACAACCAUAGACGAACGGCAGGAGUUUGUAAUUCACCAGAACGUAGCUCCUGAAGAAGAAUUUGACUUCAGACCUUCUCCUAGAUCCUACGGUUUGGACAACGCCAACAAAAACUACAAGAAUUUGAAGCUCGAUCUCGAUCAUCGCAGCGAAACGAACCCUGAUAUCGAUGACAUCGACAACUUGUCAGAGUCAGAAAAUGAUCUUGCUGAUAGUAUGUCUCGUAAGGAGAACUCGUUUGAAGACACCAGAGAAACCACAAUGGACGACUACAACACCACAUCAGGCUCAGAAGUAGGCUCAGGCUCUGCCCUAGGCUCCUUGCAUCUGAACAAUAACAGCAUUGACAAACAGAUUCCUUCGGCCUUUGAUGAGAAUGCUGACAUUCCACAAACUUUGACAGGUUUACAGAUUCACCUGUCAAGUCCAGACGAGGAACAAUUCUGUGUGUCACAGCAGAACGAUCCAGUUCCCCAUAGUGCUCCAGCCAUGGACCAGUACGAAAUGACUGGCCACAGAGAGUUUCCAGAACAACACUAUACUGCUGGGUAUGCGCAGCCAUUCCAACAACGACCACCCAUUCCUCCUCAACAUAGAGUCCACCACAACCAUGCUGCAGUUCCUCAACAACCAAUGUAUUAUUCAAACCACCAGCCAAGAUCACCAAUAAUGCAACAGUUCCCUCAGCAACAGCCAAUGUCCGGUCAACGUCAUGAUCUUCGUUAUGACCCUCGUGGGAACCGAAGCAGGGGACACAUUCAAACAGCAAAACAGAGCCCAAAUCUUGAUCACGCUCAUCAGGCUGUUCCAAAAAUCAAAAUCCAGACGUCUACCGAAGUGGAUGCGGAACAGAAGUAUGCUGCGGAUAGAUUAUCAAGUGCUCUUGACGAUUUCAAGAAGGAUGUAGAGAGCCACAAGAACUACACUCCUAGAACUUCAUCUGUUCCUUCCAUUAGCACCCCUCCUGCAUUGCCCAUGUCCUCGCCAUCUGAGAUUGGGCUUGCCAGAUUCAGAACGACAAUUGGCAGUGACAUGUUCAUACCUCCUCAAAUAAAGGAGGAGUGUCCCUACCCUGAAUCUCCUGAAUUCGAAGAAGUUGCAUUGGCAAAUGCAAACGUAAAUACAAAUGACGAUUUUAACAGCUUCCUAAACACGGCCACGGAGAACAAUGACCGUGGAAACAGGAGGAGUGCUCUAUCAAUGGUGAGUUCCAUUAUUUCAAAAGAGACUAUGUACAUUGAAGAAGAGGAUGAAGUAGAAAAGGAAUUACAAAGACAACUUAAUAACUUGAAGGUCAACGGGAGUUUGAAAACACCAUCUGAAAAUGGUGACAACGCUGAAACAUUCUCUCAAAAUGAGACCGAAGAGCCUCUUGUUGCUCCAGAUGGACAGAUUGUUCACCAACCUGUAUAUGUUAGUCCAGCCAUGCCCAGCUUCGAGAUCACUGCUCCAGACCAGAUACAAAAUCUGGACAUUUCUACUGAGGAAAGCAUCCAAUAUGCAAAAAGUGAUAUUACUCAAGAUAAGACGGAAGACUUUGAAUAUCUGUCUACGGAUGUGACGUUUGAAUCUGUCAAGCCCUUAUCGGUGCACCAUGCAAACAACCCAGCUGUUCUCUCUGCCCCUUCUUCGCCAGUAAAGCAACCUACUAAGAAGGGUGUUACUUUCGGAGAUGAUGUACCUAGUAUGAUUCCAAGUUUUGAAGUAGAAGAUGUUGAUGAAGAAGAUGUUUCACAAGAAAUCUCAGAAGAAGAGGUUGUCAUGCCAUUGGUACCCAAAAAUCACAAGGUGGAAGAAGAGUUGCAACAUCUUAAUUUCAAGAUUCCAGAAACACAACAAUCUCCACUGGUCUUCAUGACCCAGACACAAGAACCCAUUGAUAAUGACGAAAUAGCAGCUGCCAUCGGAGUGGUAGAAGAGAAAUCCACAAUACAACAUGCUCCUGGUGAGGGACCUUGUCGUACUUGUCACCAAGUAAUCGUUAGCAAUGCUAAAGGACUGCAAAAAUCGAUUCACUCUAAGACCGGAGAACUAUCUGGACAAUGGCACAGAUCAUGUUUUUCCUGUUUCCAGGACGGCUGUGAUAUCCAAUUUAAUAAGAACGUUCCAUGCUAUGCUUUUGACGACAAGCCUUACUGUUUCACUCAUUACCACCAGUUGAACAACUCCGUUUGUACCUAUUGUAACUUAGGAAUUGAAGGUGAGUGUAUUGAAAACGAAUUGGAGCAGAAAUGGCACUUGGAAUGUUUGACUUGUCAACAUUGCAACAAGGGCAUCAGAUCAGACUAUUAUUUGAUAAAUGGGUCUAUUUUCUGUGAAGAAGAUGCCACUAGAAUCAUGAAUGGUGAAGGUUUAUAUGAUGCUGACGGAAACCUCAAAAAGAGUGGGUUGUCCAAAGAAGAUAGAAUCGAAAGAAGAAGAACUAGAUUAUUCUUUGUCGAUUAGUGUCUUCCCCGUUAACAGUACAGAACAAAAAAAUCGAAGAUGUUCGGGAGUCUUCGUUAAGGGGUACGAUAUAUACAAUAUAUAGAUAAUCCCUACAACUACUAAUUUACUAUCAACAGCCAAAUUU
Messenger RNA from Scheffersomyces stipitis CBS 6054, 3416 nucleotides. RefSeq lists its product as uncharacterized. The coding region runs from base 317 to 3289 and encodes 990 amino acids. The record is from RefSeq and is a predicted model, not a curated record. The transcript has a single exon. Lineage: Eukaryota; Fungi; Ascomycota; Pichiomycetes; Serinales; Debaryomycetaceae.